AAAUUUUGUGAUAUAGUUAAUCUAAUAAAUGCUGAUACGAAACGUGAACCGGUGUAUAUAUUAUUAAAUGAAUCAGCUGCAUUAGUCAUCGGAACUUGCAGUUCCCAUCGUAAGUAUGAAGGUUCUGUUUGUGUGCAUUGGCAACACCUGUCGCUCUCCAAUGGCCGAGGCCAUCCUGAAGCAUUUGAUCCAAAAGCGGAACCUUCAGGAUUGGUAUGUGGACAGCGCUGGACUCAGGGAUUGGAAUGUGGGCGUAGAGCCUCAGGCACGUGGUCAGCAAUUACUUAAACAGCAUGGACUUAAAACUAAACACUUGGGACGUAUGAUAACUGCACAAGACUUUUAUGACUUUGAUUACGUAUUCGCCAUGGAUGGAAGCAACUUAAUGGAACUUCAGCAAUUGUCAGCUAUGCUGAGUCCCAGCCCUAAGUGUCAGAUUCAACUGCUGGGUAGCUACAUUGGACGCAAGGAGGAUGAGAUCAUUCUGGAUCCAUAUUUUAGCCAAGGAAUGGGCGGUUUUAAUACCGCAUAUCUACAAAUCCUGGAGAGCUGUGAACGGUUUCUGCAACAAUAUAUAUCUGCAAAAAAAGAUGCUUCAGACUAAUCCAUAAAUUAUAAUAAUAUUUGAAAUUAAUAUGGUUAACAUAUUUAAUUUGAUAUAAUUCCAAAGCUUUUAAAUUUAGUGGUUGUUACAAAAAUGUUUAAUUGAAUUGAUAUUAAUAUUGAUGGAGCAAUUAUUU
Drosophila gunungcola (fruit fly) is the source of this 740-nucleotide messenger RNA. It is a transcript of the gene Argp, whose product is annotated as low molecular weight phosphotyrosine protein phosphatase 1. NCBI's taxonomy places the organism in Eukaryota, Metazoa, Arthropoda, Insecta, Diptera, Drosophilidae. Bases 116 to 604 code for a protein of 162 amino acids. The transcript is spliced from 4 exons. Gene Ontology annotation, molecular function: protein tyrosine phosphatase activity. Gene Ontology annotation, biological process: protein dephosphorylation. The record is from RefSeq and is a predicted model, not a curated record.